GUUGACACAAGGUGUAUGAUGGGGUGAUGGUGGCCCUUAACAACCCCAGACACAACAACAACAUUACUAACAUUAGUGUUGCAAGCACUUCAUGUAUUGAUAACACUCAUCACUGAGCCCAGCUUAACCUAGGGAGGCUGCACUCAACUACCAUACACUUGACAUAUUGUGGAGUGACAGGAGAGAGAGAGUAGCAGAGUAUGGCGUCCAUCAGCACCAGGGAGAAACUUUUGUCUCUCAUUGACGACACUGAAUUAAUAUCAAAAGAACUGCUAGAAAAUAGCAUUGCACCAAAGCAGCAGCGACUUUCUGCCAGUGAACUAGCCCAACUGGUUGAGCUCCUCAUCCUCAAAGAUGCUGAACUGAAGGACACUAUAAAGGCUAGUGAUAGAGAAACAUUUAUUUUUCCUCUUCAUAAUAAUACAGUAUUUAAUAAAUUUUAUACAAAUUUUUUCAUCUUUUGCUCUUUAAAUCCCAGAGUGUUUUCAUUAUAUCAAGCCCCACGAAAAGCAGAGUUUGUAAGCCCAAAAAGCCCCUGCAACAGCGAGGAGCUUAAGUAUGCUCACCGCAUCUCCUCUACAUAUUCUGUUACCGCCCCUGACACAUGGCAGCAAGGUGACCCAAGAAGACCAUACCCCAUUGAUUUAGAAAUGCGAGCAGGAUUUCUGGGCCAGAAUGGGCAGCUCUUACACACACAUUCCCACCUGACAGACUCGUUAACAAGAGGCCACCACGCCGGUAAGUAUGAGCCAGCUUCAUCAGGUUUGGGUGGAACAUUUGCAUGGCAGCCAUCAGGAGAGCUCCAAGUUCAUGUUGGAAGUCACACUGCAGUAGUGGAGAAGAAGGAGCAGGAGGAUGUGGAAGUGAUGAGCACAGACUCAUCCUCAUCCUCAUCCUCGGAUUCUCAGUGACCCCAGACUCGGGGAUGUAUAACUGCGUGAUAUAAAGAUUUAGGAUGGCAUUUUCUACUAUGUGAUACUAAGAUGUGAAAUUUAUGAAUAUUUUUAAUAUAAAUCUGUCAUAGUUUUGGGAUUUUGGAAAUUGUAAGUGCUGAAAUAAUUACAUCAGUGCAAAUGAACCGAUUAGUUGCUAUUUUGAAAAUGGGAAAUAAAGUAUUGAUUGGAAUCAGUCUUAAAGUUUUUGCACUAGUAGUUCAAUUUUCACAAGAGGAUCUGAAGCUUGAUUAUUUAUCAGAUUACAGUAGUUUCACAGCUUCAGGAACCAUCACUUUACCCUAAAUGUUGAGACAUCUGAUCAGUAUACAGAUAUUUUGGAAAAGAUUCUAUCUUCAUAAUGAUACUGUAAUUUGCAUUAUAAAAAAAUUGUACAUAGUUUUCCAUCAUCACAUUGAUUAUAUGUGUAUGUAUACAUAAAUACAGUAUAUGUAUGUAAAUAUAAUGAAUAAUAUACAGUGGAACCUCAAAAAUCAAACUUAAUCCAUUCCAGGAGCUAUUUCUAAAUUCGAAAAGUCUGAAAUUCGAAGCAAUAUUUCCCAUAAGAAAUAAUGGAAAUACAAUUAAUCCGUUCCAGAAAUCCAAAAAUAUUCAUACAAAAAAUACAUUUUAUAGAGAUUAAUUACAGUUUUACAUACAACAAAUACUAUAGUUUUUAAUUAUGUAUAGUAAUACAUAUAAAAUAACAUUUUUACUUACCUUUAUUGAAGAUUGGUGAUGGCAUCUGGAAGAUAGGGAGGAGGAGAGAGGGAGUUGGGGUUAGUGUUUGGAAGGAGAAUCCCCCUCCAUGAGGACUUCAGGUAAAGCCCUCUCUGGGGUUACUUCCCUUCUCUGUCUUUUAAUGCCACUAGGACCAGCUUGAGAGUCACUGGACCCCUGUGUCACAAAAUGACUGUCCACAGUCCUCUGUUUCUGGUGCCUCUAACAUUUCCCUAAAAUGGGACAUAGUUCUGUUACUGAACUUGUUGCAAAGAUGGCUUGUUUCAGCUUGCUCAGGGUGGUACUUCUGCACAAACAUUUGGACAUCAUUCCACUUGGCGCAAAUCUCCUUAAUCUUUGAAGAAGGCACCUCAUCCACUCCCUAUAUUAACACCUUUUGCAACAUCAGCUUCCUUGAUUUGUUCUUUCUUUGACAGGAUAGAACCGAUGGUCGACUUGUUUUUCCCAUACAUCCUGGCAAGCUCAACAAGUCUCACACCACUCUCAUCCUUCUGUAUUAUUUCCUUCUUCACAUCUAUGGUGUUUCUCACUUUCUUUACCAUAGAGGUACCACUAGCAAGUUUCUUUGGGCCCAUGGCAGCUUAUUUCACAGUCCCACAAGCACUAAACACAACGAAAUAAUCGUAAAAUGCGUGAAUGAGAGUGCAGGUUAGUGUUCACUCAAGCAUAAAUAAAGCUAGUCUGCUCACAGCGUCUGCGCGGGGAUGCGGACAGAGCGGGCGGCAGACAGGUCCCGUACCCAGCGGUCCAAAAAUAGGGAUGCGUUCGAUAAUAGGGACACAGUUUGUCCGAAAAAAUGGUCCUAUUUUCGAAACGUUCGAUGUGUGAUACGUUCGAUUUUUGAGGUUCCACUGUAUGUGUAAAUGGAAUUGUCCAAUACAGUGAUCAAAAAUGUGUAAAAAACUUUUCUGUUUCUAAGUUACAUACAAAUUUGUAGCUAUUUUAGAAAGGCUAUUGCAAGUGGCAUAUUUAUACAGACAUAAAGUGAUUACGACUGCAACGUGCACUUUUAUUUUUGUACCAGCUUCAAUACCUCAGAUAUUGCAUACAAUGAUUAUUGUAUUUGUGUACUUUCUGAAUGAAUUCCACUGUUAGUGUCAUGAAAUUGUAAUGAAUUUUGAAUGACAAAGGUAUUUUCCAGUUAGUUCCACACCAUGUUUGCUGGUGGUGGGCCAGCAGGUCCUAGUUUCAUUGCUUACUUUUACUAGUUAAGCAGUGUUACCCAUGAUAUACUACAUGGACCCAUCUGGUUUUAGAUUUUUUUUUUUUUCAAAAGUAUGAAGAGGUUGUAGAUCAAAAAUAUUAGCAGGUGGCAUUUUUGAAGCCAUGAAAAAUUGUGCAUAUUAGUAUGGAGGACACACAGACCUCACCUGUGUACACUAGCAUAGUUAGGGAUUAAGAUUUAAUUUUAAAAUGACACCUAACUUCAAGAGAAUAUAAAUUGGGGGAGCAAAGUGGAUUUUGGAGAGUAUAUCUGUAGUUUUCUUUCACCCCCUCCCUCCAUCCUUUUCUAAGAUGACCCCCUACCCCUCCUCCCCUCCACUACAGAUUUAUACACCCUCCAAGUCAUCCUAUUUUGCUCGAUCCCCUCUAAAUGACCAAACCACCUCAACAACCUCUCCUCAGCCCUCUGAAUAAUACUUUUAGUAACUCCACACCUCCUAAUUUCCACACUACAGAUUCUCUGCAUAAUAUUUACACCACACAUUGCCCUUAGACAUAUCUCCACUGCCUCCAGCCUCCUUGCUGCAGCAUUUACAACUCAUGCUUCAUACUCAUAUAAGAGUGUUGGUACCACUUUACUCUCAUACAUUCCCUUCUUUGCCUCCAUGGAUAACAUUCUUUGUCUCAGAUUCCUCAAUGCACCACCCACCCUUUUUCCUUCGUCAGUUCUAUGGUUUACCUUGUCCUACAUGAACCCAUCCAUUGACAAGUCUACUCCCAAGUAUCUGAACACAUUCACUUCUUCCAUACACCCUUUCUCCAAUGUGAUAUACAAAUUUAGUUUACCUAACUCAUUUGAUACCCCUAUAACCUUACUCUUAUCUAUGUUCACUGUCAACUUUCUUCCUUUACACAACCUUUGCAACUUCUCUUUUAGAAUCUCUCAAAGGCACAGUAUCAUCAGCAAAAAGUAACUGUGUCAAUUCUCAUUUUGUAUUUGAUUCUCCAUAAUUUAAUCCCACCCCUCUCCCCAACACCCUAGGGGAAGAAAGAGGGUUUGUAUGCAAAGGGCUUGGACAUACAGCAGGCAUUUGUGAGCAUAUUAGAUAGGAGUGAAUGAAGAUGAAUGGUUUCUGGGACUUGACGAGCUGUUGGAGUGUGAGCAAGGUAAUAUUUUGUGAAGUGAUUCAGGAAACCCAGUUAGCCGGACUCUAGUCCUGGAGUCCUGUAGCUCAAUCACUAGUGCACUCGGCUCUCACACUGAGGUCUGGAGUUCAAAUCCCUGGUAUGGCUGGAUAACAUUAUAACGUGUUUCCAUAAGACACCUGCUGUCCCUGUUCACCCAUCAGUAUAAAAUGGGUACUUGGGUGUUAGUUAGGUGGGUCGCAUCCUGGGACCAAAUUGACCUGAUUUGCCUGAAAUGCUCUGCAUAACGAGCGGCUUUCUCUACAGUAGUAUGUCAUUGAUGUCAGCUAGGCCUGUAUACCAUAUACAUGUACUCGUAGAAAUAAAGAUAUCACACCUACCAUCCGACUUACAACUGAGCUUGGUUCUGACUAGCCGGUCGUAAGUCAAAAUGGACGUAAGUUGAACCUUACUGCUGAACAUCAGUAUUGCACAAUGUGAUGAUUUUAUUUUAUUGUUUUAUUUUCUUUUCAUGCUGCUAGUAUUGUAUUUUAUACUGUAAGUUUAGGAGAAACACUGUGUACAACACAAACAGUUGUUUAUUUCCCAGAACAUCUGCAUACAAAACAUGGUCGUAAGUCAAGUGGUCGUAUAUCAAGCAGGUCGUAAGUUGGAUGGUAGGUGUAUUAUAUUAUUAUUAUGCCUACACUUUAAAGGAGGGGUUUGGGAUAUUGUCUGUUUGGAGUGACAUCUGAAUUGUCAUAUCUGGGUGUCUCUGCAAAGACAGUGAUUGUGUGUGAAUGAUGGUGAAAGUGAUUUUCUUUUUUGGGUCACCCUACCUUGGUAGGAGAUAGUAAACAUGAUGAAUUUUUUUUUUUUUUUUUUUUUUAAUGAUUUGGAUUUUUUAACACAUCAGCUGCCUCUCACCAGGGUAGGGUGACACUUUCAACAUCAUUCACACAUAAUCACUACCUUUGCAGAGGUGCCCAGAUACAUAUAGCCAAUAUCCCAAACCCCUCCUUUAAAAUGCAUAUAAGUGCUGGAUCUUUCUUUCAAAGCACUGGCUGUAUCCCACUGAGGCAGGAUGGCCUGAAAAGAAAAACAAAAGUUUCUCAUUUCAAAUUUAGUAAUAUAAACAGAAGGGAUUACUAGCCCCUUGUUCCCGGCAUUUUAAUUGCCUCUUACGACACGCAUAGUAUACAGAGGAAGAAUUCUGUCCCACUUCCUCAUGGAGAUAAGAGGGAAUAAACAAGAACAAGAACCAGCAAGAAAAUAGAAGAAAACCCAACUCCCAGGAUAUGCAGCUGUGUUUCCAGAUAGUGUAAUACAGACACACUUUGCCAGAUUUAUCUAGCACUUUUAUGGCAGUUAAAUGCACUUCUUACAGCCAUCAUCUGCAUUAUUUCUCUUCUUAGUACUAUGCAUGUAUAUAAACCAUGGUACGGGUGGGGCUCAAACUCACAGCAAGCGAGUCUUAAAACUUUCCUGGAGUUUUACAGUUCAAGCCCCACCUGUACUAUAGUUUGCAAUCGUGUCAUUACGAUUUUCGUGAGUCAUACAUGUAGUAUAUAUUUUUCCUAUAACUUUUUUGUGUAGUUUCUGACACUUGAAGUGCACUGCAAGUUAUUCAGGGCUUCAACUUCUCACAUUCCAUCAUUCUUCACAUUCAACUCAAGCUGUCUCCUCUUCAGCAAGCAUAGUGUGAGCAAGGUAACAUUCAUGAAGGGAUUCAGGGAAACUAGUAACCGACUUAAGUUCUGGAGGUGGAAAGUACAGUGCCUGCAUUCUGAAGUAGGGGUGAAGGUGUUGCAGUUUAGUGGGUAGUGUAUCAUUUGAAUUGUGACAUCAGUGUACUUAUGACAAGACAGCCACUGAAUGAGAAUUGGUGAAUGUGUUUCCUUUUUUGGGUCAUCCUACCUUGGUGAGACUUAUGAUGUGUUAAUAAAGAAAAGAAUAAAAAUUUGAAAAAUUGAAUCUUUAUAGGAAAGUAUGAAAAAUGAGUAAUUAAGUUUAUAAGUAUGUAUAUAGUUUAAAUAAUUGUGUCAUAUUUACUCCAGUAUUCCCCAUAAUGUAUUAAAAGCUAAGUGAAGAUAUCAUCGUUCCUUCUUAUAUGUAAAAUAAAGUGAGAAUAGUUUGCUGAAAAGAUUUUGCUGUAGUUCCAAGAAGCUUUUUUUUUUUUGUCUGUUCAGUACUGGUUUUCAUCAUAACUGUAAAUGAAGAUACUGCUUAUGUAUUUUGUGGGUUGUAACAUCAUUUCUUAUGGCUAGAACAUUAAAAUCCAAAUACACAUCCACCCUACCCUCCUUCCCUUCCCUUCCCAUCCCCCACCCCCUACCUCCCUAGUGUAAAUGUAAUAAAAUUGGAUUUCUGUGCUUAAUGGUCUUUAGUGAAUUUAGUAUAGUACUAGUAAUAAUAAUAAUCACAACAAUAAUAAUGGACUGCAUAAAAGUACAAGAAGUAAAUAAUGUACUGGUAUGUAAGUUAGGUGGGAGCAAACACAGAAGGCAUAAGACACUGGAAAGUGAAGUAGCACAUCUAUGUUCUGAAAAAUGAAACAUACAGUGGAACCUCGGUGCUCGAACAGCUCCAUACUCAAACAAUUCGAUAUUCGAACGCUUUGUUCAGUAAACAAAUCACUUGGUAGUUGACUGUUUGCUUGGCACUUGACCAAACAAAACACAACUUGCCAAAAUUUUACUGUAAACUAUUUUGUGUUUCUUCACUUUUUUUUUUUUUUUAUAUUGUAUAAAUAAGUCACCAUGGGGCCUAAGAGGGUUAGUGAUAACAGCCAACCAAAAAGAAAAUUGGUUGAGAAAAAUUUGUACUGUACUCGAACAGCUUUCUGGAACCAAUUAAGUUCGAGUGCCGAGGUUCCACUGUAUAUGCAGAAGUGAGAGGGUAAUCAUGCACUGAAUGUUUACAGAUUGUAUUUAAAUUAUUCUGCUGUUGAAUAAAAUAUAUCAAAAUGGUGGAGGGCUUAAUAAUUAUAAUUUUUGGUGCACUAAACAUUAAUAUUUAUUAUGCAAGGCAGUACAAGGUAUAAUACUUUUAGAUUUAACAAGGCUUAGUAUGUUUAAAUGGUUUAAACAGGGAACAUUAAAAUACUUCAAGGUUAACAGCAUAUUUUAUAUAUAUAAUUAAAUGUUUAUAAAUCAAGCAUAAAGAAAACAUACAUUUACUAAAGUUCUUAAAAUAAUUACCAUGCAAUUUUUCACACCAGGGCAAAAUACCCUAAGGUAGCUCAUGCACAGAAAAGAGUUUAGUUUAACUUCACUGUGCAAAAUUGAAACUAAAUUUCAAGUUAUUUCAUCUAUAACUAUUUCAGAUUCUCACAUAAAGUUACUGUGCCAUACUUACUAAAAUUGGUUUUGUGAUUUAAUUUAUACAUUUGCCAACUGUGGGGACCCAUAGUCUUGGAGAAGUAGAAAAAAAAAGGCUUUGAGGAAAAAGAUUUACCAUUUGCAUAUUCCACUUCUCCUACUAUCUCAUCUUUUAUAAAUACACAAAUAGGUAUAUGUAUUUUAUUAUGUAAUAUGGUACACAAGGGUUAAAGGAUACAUUGAUGGUACAGAGAUGGAAUACAGUAGACUCAUAUUACAUGGUAGUUAUAUUCCUGAAAAUGCCGUGUUAGAUCAAUCCGUGUUUUAUAAAGUGAAGAA
Cherax quadricarinatus is the source of this 7621-nucleotide messenger RNA. The record is from RefSeq and is a predicted model, not a curated record. NCBI's taxonomy places the organism in Eukaryota, Metazoa, Arthropoda, Malacostraca, Decapoda, Parastacidae.